AACAUGUUAUUUUUUUCAUUAUAUUUAUCAACAUAGUUAUUUGAAACUUUGACAUAAAAUUUUGUUACCUUCUCUCUUUUCAAACGACAUACUUGGAGCUUUUUCACUUCCAAUGGAGUUUUCUAAAAGCACAAUCUUAGUGAUUUUGCAGCUGUUGUUAUUAUGGAAUAGAAUCUUUUAUAUCAAUGGAUGCUAUACAUCCAUCAUCAGCUUUGGCGACUCACUGGCUGACACGGGCAACAUUAAAAAGCUUGCCUCCGUGUCCCAUGCAAAGGUUGAGUCUCUUUGGCCGCCAUAUGGUGAAACCUUCUUUCAUCAACCCACUGGUCGUGCCUCCAAUGGACGCCUCAUUAUUGACUUCCUUGCUGAGAGUCUAGGGCUGCCAUUGAUACCGCCUUUUCUACAUGACAAUGAGAGUGACAAUGUGGUGUUGUUUGAACAAGGAAUUAAUUAUGCGGUGGUGUCUGCAACAGCGUUGGAUACAUCUUUUCAUGAAGCAAGAGGAACUAUUAAUCCUACAGCAAAUGUAUCUUUAGGAGUUCAAUUGGCAUGGUGUAAACAAUCAUUGCUUUCUAUUUGUAGUAACGCUUCAGAUUGUAGAAACUUAAUUGGACGUUCUUUAAUCCUAAUGGGAGAGAUUGGUGGAACCGAUUACAACAAUCCAAUAAUGCAAGAUAAAUCAAUCGACGAGGUUCAAUCAUACGUCCCCCUUGUUAUUGAUACCAUCAUCUCAGCAAUUAAUGAAGUAAUUGAUAUGGGUGCACAAACACUGGUUGUUCCAGGAACCUUUCCAAUUGGGUGUUCUAGUUCAAUUCUAACAUUACGUGGUUCUCAAAACAAACAAGACUAUGAUAACAUAACCGGUUGCCUAAUCAAGUUUAAUAAAAUUGCCGAAUACCACAAUGAAGUGCUGCAAGCAAAACUAAAACACCUUCGAGAGCUUCAUCCUAAUGUCAUCAUCAUCUAUGCUGAUUAUUACAAUGCUGCCAUGCAAAUUAUCUAUUCUCCAGUUAAAUUUGGAUUCACAAAUGGGGUUCUGAAGUCGUGUUGUGGAGGUGGAGGUCCCUUGAACUACAAUAAAUUUGUGCUAUGUGGACAUGCAUUCUCGACUGUAUGUGAUGACCCCGAUGCGUAUGCUUACUGGGAUGGAAUACACUUUACAGAAGCGGGAUACAAAAUAAUUUUCAAGAGUUUAUUUCAAGGCCAAUAUACUACACCCCGCUUUAAUUCCUUGUGUCCUAUACCUACACCUACAUCAGCAUCACAAUAAACUAUUUCAUAUAUUGUUUCACUUUCUGUAAACUACAUACAUAAUUAAAAUAAAAUAAAUGGCGUCCAUAAUCCAUAUAGAAUGUUUAGUGAGUAGUAACCAUUCAAGGGUUUAAAAUGAAUCACAAUAGAUGUCAUGUUGGUAUUUAAUAGAUAUGGAAUCGGGAUGUGUUUGGUUCAAUUUACGGAAUGGUACCAAUUAUGAACCAACGCGGGUUGUAUGGUACCUUUUUUUAAAACGUAGGGGUUAUUUCGUACUUGUAUUCAAAUGCAUGUGUUGUGAAGUAGUUUUCUUGGCCAAUUAUAUGAUUACGUAAAUAACGAAUCUAUUGAAUUUAAUAAUAACUU
Messenger RNA from Lactuca saligna, 1617 nucleotides. The record is from the annotation of a GenBank genome assembly. Lineage: Eukaryota; Viridiplantae; Streptophyta; Magnoliopsida; Asterales; Asteraceae.